Molecule: messenger RNA, 702 nt
Organism: Solanum lycopersicum (tomato)
Lineage: Eukaryota; Viridiplantae; Streptophyta; Magnoliopsida; Solanales; Solanaceae
Source: RefSeq, a predicted model, not a curated record
AGCUCCAACAUAUCAAAUAAAAAAAAAAACCUCUUAAAACCUAGGAGUUAAAUAAGAGGGGUUUUUUUUUUAAAAAAAAAAAAAAGAAGAAAAAUGAGUGGUUACAACUACCCAACAUGGCCUGAAUUUAACAAGAAGCCAAUCACACAACAAAUCAAGAGGUGUCAAGUCAUUACUUUCAACUCUUCAACAAAAUGCAUGAUCCAUUUAAAUUUUUUGAAAGAUACAAACAAAUUGGUUGUUAUUGACUUCACAGCUACAUGGUGUGGUCCUUGCAGAAACAUGGACCCAAUUAUCAAUGACUUUGCUGCCAAAUAUACAAAUGUUGAGUUUGUCAAGAUUGAUGUUGAUGAACUAGUUGAUGUAGCUGAAAAAUACGGGGUUCAAGCUAUGCCAACGUUCGUGUUGAUGAAGAAAGGGGAGGUUGUUGACCAGAUUGUGGGAGCAGAUAAAGAUGGACUAAAGAUGAAAAUUGAGAAACACAAAGGUAGCUUAUACUAAGCAAACCAAAGGGAAAAUGCAAAGCAAUGACACUUCUUGUGUUUGAAUAAAGUUCAUGUGUUUGUGGAAAUUUUGAAGUGGAUGAGAUCAGUCUAGUGGUCUCAGUUAUAAUUUUUAAACUGAUACAACUAGUUGUAUAUCCAUAUCAAGUUCUUCGUUACAUUUAUUUGAAUAAGAAAAUGCAUCUUGUUUUCGUGUUGA